AAAAAAAAUUCUUGGCAUCCCUGCAGCAGCAGAAAAACACGUUUGACACUGCUGUCAAGCUCACCACAAAAUCGAGCCGAGCAACCGAAGUCGAAAGAAAAAUCCUCCAGAAUCAGCACAGCAAAUGGCACCGUCGGGACAAUUUUCCAUUCUGGCUCGCCAGUUGAGCACUAGUUCGGCUGCCGCUCAGCUAGUCAAGCCUCCGAUUCAGGUUUUCGGUCUGGAAGGACGCUACGCUUGUGCUCUGUAUUCAGCCGCCUCCAAGAACAAGGUGCUGGAUGCUGUCGAGAAGGAUUUGAAGGGUCUGCAGAGUCAUAUGCGCUCAGAUCCGAAGGUUCGUGAUCUGUUGAUUAAUCCUUCGAUCAAGCGCAGCAUCAAGGCCGAUGCACUGAAGGAGCUCUCGACCCGUGUUAAGUACAAUGCUGCCACUGGAAACCUGCUGGCGGUUUUGGCCGAAAACGGACGACUCGGUCGCUUGGAAGGUAUUGUCAACGCCUUCUCGCUGAUCAUGGCUGCUGAGCGGGGUGAGGUCGUUUGCGAGGUGAAGACCGCCAAACCGCUGGAUGAUUCUCAGCGUAAACAGCUGGAGUCCGCCUUGAAGGCAUUCCUGAAGCCCAACCAGACCAUCUUAUUGACAGCCAAGGUUGAACCAUCGCUAAUCGGUGGAAUGGUUGUCUCAAUCGGAGACAAAUAUGUGGAUAUGAGCGUUGCCAGCAAGAUCAAGAAAUACACAGAUAUCAUCUCUGUUCCAGUUUAAAUUACGCGGAGCUGAGCUGGUCAGUGCUUUCUUUGAGAAGAGCCACACACAACACUGCUUUAGGUGGCAAUAUGUUUAGUGUCUGCGAAAGUGGAAGAAACUUGUAAUGUGCGUGAACAUGUAAGAGAACAAAUAAAAUUUGAAUACACGUUCAUAGUA
This is a messenger RNA of Toxorhynchites rutilus septentrionalis, 916 nucleotides long. It is a transcript of the gene ATPsynO, whose product is annotated as ATP synthase subunit O, mitochondrial. The transcript is spliced from 3 exons. Bases 125 to 757 code for a protein of 210 amino acids. The record is from RefSeq and is a predicted model, not a curated record. Gene Ontology annotation, biological process: proton motive force-driven mitochondrial ATP synthesis. Lineage: Eukaryota; Metazoa; Arthropoda; Insecta; Diptera; Culicidae. Gene Ontology annotation, molecular function: proton-transporting ATP synthase activity, rotational mechanism.